Messenger RNA from Cyphomyrmex costatus, 1641 nucleotides. RefSeq names its product facilitated trehalose transporter Tret1-2 homolog. Bases 164 to 1624 code for a protein of 486 amino acids. Gene Ontology annotation, cellular component: membrane. Gene Ontology annotation, biological process: transmembrane transport. Gene Ontology annotation, molecular function: transmembrane transporter activity. Lineage: Eukaryota; Metazoa; Arthropoda; Insecta; Hymenoptera; Formicidae. The record is from RefSeq and is a predicted model, not a curated record. The transcript has 7 exons.
GAAAGAUUCUUAGAAUAAUUCUCUUUCUCUUUGGAGAAAUUGACUACACGAAAUAAAAAAGAAACCAAUUCGAUAGCUGACUUAGUUAUCGGUGGUAUUGAUCAUCAUUUGCAUUUUGUUGCAGGUAACAACGAUACCCGACGAGGGCGAGGAUAAUUUUAAAAUGCCCAGGGCUUCCGUGGUACACAUGACGUCGACGGCAACGAGGCCGCAUCACAUGUCACAAGUACUGGCGACCCUGGCACUAUCUAUGGGAACUCUCUCCUCUGGCUUGGCCAAGGGUUACACCUCGCCCGCGUUAGACUCCAUUUUGGAUAAUCAACCGCCUCAUCUUUAUCAAUCACCCAACAAUGAUACGUGGUUGGCUUUUUCGGUUACGCAACAGGAAGCUUCGUGGGUUGCAUCGCUGUCCAUGCUGGGCGCGUGGUUCGGUGCCAUGAUCGGUGACUGGAUAAUGCGGAGAGGUCGUCGUUUGGCCUUACGCAUGACAUCCUUGCCUCUGGCAGCGGCCUGGGUCUUGACGGGCGUCGCACCGUGCGUGGAGUUGGUGUACAUCACAAGUUUCAUCGGCGGACUUUGCUGUUCAGUCAUCACCAUGGUGGCGCAGGUGUACAUAUCGGAAAUCUCGAUGCCGGGCAUUCGCGGAUGUUUGUCGGCGAUGUUGAAAGUGCUCGGUCACGUUGGUGUCUUGCUGUCGUACAUAGCCGGUACAUAUCUGAAUUGGCGGCAAAGCGCUCUACUAGUGGCCGUCGCGCCGUCAAUGCUCUUUUUGGGGACCCUCUUUAUACCAGAGACACCAUCAUAUCUUGUAUUAAACGGCAAAGAUGACGAGGCUGCUAACAGUUUGCAGUGGCUGCGCGGAGAACACGUCGAUAUAAGACACGAAUUGCAGGUCAUCAAAACAAAUAUUCUGGCUUCGAGGGCUAAGCAGUACGAGCUAAGUUUUAAGAACAGCAUGUUUACACCAAGAUUAUACAAACCCAUCGCUAUCACGUGCGGUCUGAUGUUCUUCCAGCGAUUCUCCGGCGCGAAUGCAUUUAAUUACUACGCGGUACUUAUUUUUCGUCAGACCCUAGGUGGAAUGAAUCCUCACGGAGCGACCAUAGCGAUCGGAUUUGUACAGCUAUUGGCCUCUUUAUUGUCAGGAUUUUUGAUCGACAUAGUCGGCAGACUACCGCUCUUGAUAGCCAGUACCGUUUUCAUGUCACUGGCGCUCGCCGGUUUCGGCAGCUACGCGUAUUACGUGUCGCAAACGCAAAAUCUUGGCUACGUGGACUCGGCGGUGGUGGGCCAGCACGACUGGAUACCGCUACUCUGCGUACUCGUGUUCACGACCGCCCUCGCCCUGGGCAUAUCGCCAAUUUCUUGGCUAUUGAUUGGCGAACUAUUUCCGCUGGAGUACCGCGGCCUCGGCUCCAGCAUUAGCACGAGCUUUAGCUACUUUUGCGCGUUUUUCGGGAUCAAGCUCUUUAUGGACUUUCAGCAGAGUCUCGGUCUACAUGGAGCCUUUUGGUUUUACGCUGCCGUGGCGGUCUGCGGACUGUGUUUCGUAGUCUGCUGCGUGCCUGAGACGAAGGGCAAGCAGCUGGACGAGAUGAAUCCGGAUUAUGCGCAAGCACGGUAGUAUAAGGCCUCGCUGAC